Chara braunii is the source of this 1981-nucleotide messenger RNA. The record is from the annotation of a GenBank genome assembly. NCBI's taxonomy places the organism in Eukaryota, Viridiplantae, Streptophyta, Charophyceae, Charales, Characeae.
ACGGAAGUUGGGUGCCGUCCCUGAGAGCUGGGGUCUGAGCUGGGAUCGGGGAACUCGUGUCGUUGCGGAAGAGCCGUUGGUCGGCCUCCACGUGGCAAUCGGUCUGGCACGUCGGGACAGACAGGUAAUGUCAAUUCAGAGGAAGAGGAGGGGUCCAACACUGUAAUCUCUCUCACGGUGUUGAUACCUCGCGGGGAAGAAAAAGAGAGCAAUGGAAGAAGCACCUUUUCGAGACCGGGAUGACAGGCCUGGCGUGGCGGGUGCUGAUGACCUGACGAUGAAAACGAUGAGGGGCGUUGAUCAUGUGCCUCUCAGGAUGGGGGCUUCAUCCGAUGACGAGGACCUGCCGUUAUACCCCCUUGGCAGAAAUCAGAGGAAACCGUCCGGUUCUUGGACGUGGCUGACCAGAGCCUCGGUCAUCGCUCUCUGCGCAUUCUUUGCGUCUGUGGCAAUCAGUUUUGGGCUAUGUGGAUUUUGGAUGGGAGUUAGUGUCAAUCUCUCAAAUACCCUUACGGCAUUUCGUGCUCGUCCUCUUAAGAAGCUGGACCAAUCGACCGUUAUCCUCAUCUCUUUUGAUGGUUUUCGAUGGGACUACCCUUUCAAGGGUGUUGCUCCCAACAUUGAGAGACUCAAGGCUGAAGGGACCGAAGCUGAAGGCGGGAUCAUUCCCAUCUUUCCAACCCAGAACAUCCCAGCAGCAUCCAUCUACUGGCCAGGGUGCAAUAUCAAAAGGGAUGGUUGGGAUUGCGACGAACAAUUUUGCAAACGUUUUCAAGACGAUCCAGAAAGCGCCAUUCCCGGGAUCGACACAGUUCUCUCCUAUUUUGAUGGCGAUCCGCACAGUCGUCCACGACUCAUUGCAUUCUACUUCAACGAGCCAGAUCAUGUUGCACAUGAAAAUGGUCCAGACGAUCCGCUGACGGACGAAAUGAUUGGGCGAGUCGAUGGAAUUCUUGGGCGCUUGCUGCAAGGACUUGAGGAGCGUGGAAUCCUGGAUGACAUCAAUGUCAUUGUGCUUGCCGAUCAUGGCAUGAUUGGGACCUGUGCGGAGAAGACUAUCUUCUUGGAAGAUCUUUCACCGAUCAUCAAAACCCAUGGGAGUAAGAUUACUGAUUCUGUAAGCCCUUUCCUGUUGCUGCACCCCCCUGCAGGUGUGGAUGCACAAGGCUUAACCCAGGAUAUGAUUAGCGCACUUCAUGCGCGGGGAGAAGAUAACCUGAAACUGUAUUAUAAGGAUGAUAUUCCCGGUUCAUGGCAUUACCGAAACAAUCGACUUAUUGCUCCCAUUGUGGGUGUGGCUGCGGACGGGUACUCGAUGCGAAUAUCUCGCAACGAGAGCCAAUUAAGUGGACAGCAUGGGUAUGUGCCGACUUUGGGAAUGAUGCACCCAAUCUUUGUAGCGAGAGGACCGCGAUUCCAGGAGGCGCGGAAGGUUCCCAGCUUCAGGAACACAGAGGUGUAUGGGUUGAUUUGCGACAUUUUGGGUAUAGACCCAUUGCCUAAUAAUGGUACGCCGGGCUUUGCAAAAAGUAUCUUGCUGCCAGUAUAGCAAUGACUGCAAAGAUGACAGGGGGGGGAGGGGGGAGGGGGGAGGGGGGGAAUUACUAAAUGCAGAUUAUGGAAUUGAAAGGGAUGGCAUGGACGGAAGGGAGCCUAGAGAACGAAACCGGAGAUCAAGACCAGAGUGGACGUGAGGACAACAAAAGCUCGAGCGAUACUGAGGGGGGAAGGGGUGGGGGGGAGGAAAGCACAUAGAAAAAUGCGAGGGGAGAAAGAGGAGGAGGAGGAGGAUGGAAGGACGCGUAAAGAACGAAACCAGGGCGAAUGUGACAACAACAAAAGCAAGAGCGGUCCUGGGGGGGGAGGGGAGGACAUGGCAAUAUGAGAUCGGGGAAAGAGGAGGAGGAGGAGGUGGAGGAGGAGGAUAGCCUAGAGAACAAGACCUCAGCAGACGUGAGGCGAACAAAAGCAAGAGCAAGUA